Messenger RNA from Acanthosepion pharaonis, 23748 nucleotides. The record is from the annotation of a GenBank genome assembly. NCBI's taxonomy places the organism in Eukaryota, Metazoa, Mollusca, Cephalopoda, Sepiida, Sepiidae.
UUGCUUCCCCUCUUUUUUUCCUUUUCUUUCUUUUUUUUUCUUCUUUGCUCUUCUUUAUUAGUCUUUUCCUCCUUCCUUUACGUUCUCUUUAUUUUCCUUCCUAUACUGUUGCUUCCCCUCUUUUCUUCCCCUUUCUUUCUUUUUUCUUCUUUGCUCUUCUCUAUUAGUCUUUUCCUCUUUCCUUUACGUUCUCUUUAUUUUCCUUCCUAUACUGUUGCUUCCCCUCUUUUCUUACCCUUUCUUUCUUUUUUUUCUUCUUUGCUCUUCUCUAUUAGUCAUUUCCUCUUUCUUUUACAUUCUCUUCAUUCUCCUUCCUAUACUGUUGCUUCCUCUCUUUUCUUACUCUUUUUCAUUCUUUUUUCUUCUUUUUCUUUCUUCCUGCUCCUAGUCACGAUUACUUUUUUCCGCUCACCUUUUUCUUCUUUUGCACCCCCUCCGCCACCAGCAACCCAAUAUCGAUCUUUCUCCCUCCCCUUCUCCACAUCUUUUUCCUCCAUCCAAAUCGUUAUCAGUUCCUUCUACCUCCAGUUAUCAAUUUUAAGCCGGAAUAACCCACUCCAACCCUUUUCUUAUUUUCCUGCUGAUCACAGCCGACCGCCCCUACUACGACUCCCCUCCCAUGAAUGGCUACCCAUACAUUUCCAACACUCCGACCAUUCUAACGGUACUCCAUUCUUAUCUCCACAAGUACCUCCACCAACACCCUCCCUCAUCGAACCUGUCUCCUUCUUCCCGCUAGAUCUUCCUGAAACCCUCACGCCUAUUUUCAUUCUCUCCUCCUCCACCACUAUCUAUUUACGCCCCCCCCACCAUCCUCAUUCAGCCAACCUUCCUUGGCUCCACGAAAUGGCUGCAGUCUCAAGGAAUUACUUCUCUCUUUGGCUUUUUCAUUUCAUUUUUCUCUCUUUCUUUCUUUCUUUCUUUCUUUCUUUCUUUCUUUCUUUCUUUCUUUUUCGCUGUCAAUUUCUUUCGCUCUAUAUUUCUCUUUCUUUUUCUCACUCAUUUACUCUCUCUUUUUCUUUCUUUCUUUCUUUCUUUCUUUCUUUCUUUCUUUCUAUUUAUUUUAUCUCUUUAUCUUUCUCUCUUUUUUCUUUUGUCUUUAUUUCUCCCUUUCUUUCUGUCAUCCAUUCUUUCACUCUCUCUCUUUUUCUUUAUCUGCCUCUUUUUCUUUUUCUCCCUCUUUAUCUUGUUCUCUCUCUAUCUUUCUCACUAACUCUCUCUUUACUUCUCUUUCACUUUUUCUCAUUCUUUCUUUCUCUCUCGUUCUCUCUCUCUCUGUUUUUCUCUCUCAUUUCCCCUUCUCUUUCUUUCUUUCUUUCUUUCUUUCUUUCUUUCUUUCUUUUCUUUCUUUACCGUUUUCGGUUCAUCUUUUCUCUUAUCUGUCUUUUCUUUUCUCUGUCUUUUCUUCUCUCUGUCUUUUCUUUUCUCUGUCUUUGUUUUUCUCUGUCUUUGCUUUUCUCUGUCUCUUCUUCUCUCUGUCUUUGCUUUUCUCUGUCUUUUCCUCUCCUUGUCUUUUCCUCCCCCUGUCUUUUCUUCUCUCUCUCUUUUCUUCUUUCGGUCUUUUCUUCUCUCUGUCUUUUCUUUUCUCUGUCUUUUCCUCUCCUUGUCUUUUCCUCCCCCUGUCAUUUCUUCUCUCUGUCUUUUCUUUUCUCUGUCAUUUCUUCUCUCUGUCUUUUCUUUUCUCUGUCUUUUUUUUUCUCUGUCUUUUCUUUUCUCUGUCUUUUCCUCCCCCUGUCUUUUCUUCUCUCUGUCUUUUCUUUUCUCUGUCUUUUCCUCUCCUUGUCUUUUCCUCCCCCUGACUUUUCUUCUCUCUGUCUUUUCUUUUCUCUGUCUUUUCCUCUCCUUGUCUUUUCCUCCCCCUGUCUUUUCUUCUCUCUGUCUUUUCUUUUCUCUGUCUUUUUCUUCUCUCUGUCUUUUUCAUUUCUGUCUUUUUUUUUCUCUGUCUUUUCUUUUCUCUGUCUUUUCCUCCCCCUGUCUUUUCUUCUCUCUGUCUUUUCUUUUCUCUGUCUUUUCCUCUCCUUGUCUUUUCCUCCCCCUGUCUUUUCUUCUCUCUGUCUUUUCUUUUCUCUGUCAUUUCUUCUCUCUGUCUUUUCUUUUCUCUGUCUUUUUUUUUCUCUGUCUUUUCUUUUCUCUGUCUUUUCCUCCCCCUGUCUUUUCUUCUCUCUGUCUUUUCUUUUCUCUGUCUUUUCCUCUCCUUGUCUUUUCCUCCCCCUGUCAUUUCUUCUCUCUGUCUUUUCUUUUCUCUGUCUUUUCCUCUCCUUGUCUUUUCCUCCCCCUGUCUUUUCUUCUCUCUGUCUUUGCUUUUCCCUGUCUUUUCUUCUCUCUGUCUUUUCUUUUCUCUGUCAUUUCUUCUCUCUGUCUUUUCUUUUCUCUGUCUUUUCUUUUCUCUGUCUUUUCCUCCCCCUGUCUUUUCUUCUCUCUGUCUUUUCUUUUCUCUGUCUUUUCCUCUCCUUGUCUUUUCCUCCCCCUGACUUUUCUUCUCUCUGUCUUUUCUUUUCUCUGUCUUUUCCUCUCCUUGUCUUUUCCUCCCCCUGUCUUUUCUUCUCUCUGUCUUUUUUUUCUCUGUCAUUUCUUCUCUCUGUCUUUUCAUUUCUCUGUCUUUUUUUUUCUCUGUUUUUUCUUUUCUCUGUCUUUUCCUCCCCCUGUCUUUUCUUCUCUCUGUCUUUUCUUUUCUCUGUCUUUUUCCUCUCCUUGUCUUUUCCUCCCCUGUCUUUUCUUCUCUCUGUCUUUUCUUUUCUCUGUCAUUUCUUCUCUCUGUCUUUUCUUUUCUCUGUCUUUUUUUUUUCUCUGUCUUUUCUUUUCUCUGUCUUUUCCUCCCCCUGUCUUUUCUUCUCUCUGUCUUUUCUUUUCUCUGUCUUUUCCUCUCCUUGUCUUUUCCUCCCCCUGUCAUUUCUUCUCUCUGCCUUUCUUUUCUCUGUCUUUUCCUCUCCUUGUCUUUUCCUCCCCUGUCUUUUCUUCUCUGUCUUUUCUUUUCUUUGUCUUUUCUUCUCUCUAUCUUUUCUUUUUCUCUGUCUUUUUCUCUCUGUCUUUUUCUUUUCUCUGUCUUUUCCUCCUUGUCUUUUCCUCCCCUGUCUUUUCUUCUUUCUUCUUUUCUUUCUUUUUCUCUGUCAUUUCUUCUCUCUGUCUUUUCUUUUCUCUGUCUUUUCCUCUCCUUGUCUUUUCCUCCCCCUGUCUUUUCUUCUCUCUGUCUUUUCUUUUCUCAGUCUUCUUUUUUUUCUCUGUCUUUCUUUUUUCUCUGUCUUUUUCCUUUCUUGUCUUUUUUCCUCCCCCCUGUUUUUUUCUUCUCUCUGUCUUUUAUUUUCUCUGUCUUUUUCCUCUCCUUGUCUUUUUCCUCCCCCUGUCUUUUCUUCUCUCUGUCUUUUUUUCUCUGUCAUUUCUUCUCUCUGUCUUUUCUUUUUCUCUGUCUUUUUUUUUUCUCUGUCUUUUUCUUUUCUCUGUCUUUUCCUCCCCCUGUCUUUUUCUUCUCUCUGUCUUUUCUUUUCUCUGUCUUUUCCCUCUCUUUUCUGUCUUUUCUUCUCUCUGCUUUUCUUUUCUCUGUCUUUUCUUUCUCUGUCAUUUCUUUUCUCUCUGUCUUUUUUUUCUCUGUCUUUUUUUCUCUGUCUUUUCUUUUCUCUGUCUUUUCCUCCCCCUGUGUCUUUUCUUCUCUCUGUCUUUUCUUUUCUCUGUCUUUUCCUCUCCUUGUCUUUUCCUCCCCCUGUCUUUUCUUCUCUCUGUCUUUUCUUCUCUCUGUCUUUUCUUCUCUCUGUCUUUUCUUUUCUCUGUCUUUUCUUUUCUCUGUCUUUUCUUUUCUCUGUCUUUUCCUCCCCCUGUCUUUUCUUCUCUCUGUCUUUUCUUUUCUCUGUCUUUUCCUCUCCUUGUCUUUUCCUCCCCCUGUCUUUUCUUCUCUCUGUCUUUGCUUUUCCCUUUCUUUUCUUUUCUCUGUCUUUUUUUUUCUCUGUCUUUUCUUUUCUCUGUCUUUUCCUCCCCUCUGUCUUUUCUUCUCUCUGUCUUUUCUUUUCUCUGUCUUUUUUCCUCUUCUUGUCUUUUUCCUCCCCUGUCUUUUCUUCUCUCUGUCUUUUCUUUUCUCUGUCAUUUCUUCUCUGUCUUUUUUCUUUUCUCUGUCUUUUUUUUCUCUGUCUCUUUUCUUUUCUCUGUCUUUUCUUCCCCUGUCUUUUCUUCUCUCUGUCUUUUCUCUCUGUCUUAAAAUCUCCCUGUCUUUUUCUCUCCAUCCAGUCAUUUCUUUUCUUGUCUUUUCUUUUCUCUGUCUUUUCUUUUCUCUGUCCAGUUUUUCUUUUUUCUUUUCUGCCUCCCAAAAAAUUCUUUUUCUCUGUCUUUUCUUUUCUCUGUCUUUUUUUCUCCUUGUCUUUUCCUUUCUGUCUUUUCUUUCUCUGUCUUUUCAUCCAGUUCUCUCUGUUUUUUUUUCAGUCUUUUUUCUUCUUUCCCUCUGUCUUUUCUUCUCUCUGUCUUCUUUUUCUUUUCUUUGACUCUUUUCUUCAUAAUCCCUUUCUUUUCUUCCUCUCCACAAUCUUUUCUUUUCUCUGUCUUUUCUUUCUCUCUGUCAUUUUUUUCUCUGUCUUUUUUUCUCUCUGUCUUUUCUUUUCUCUGUCUAUUUUCUCUCUGUCUUUUUCUUUUCUGCUGUCUUUUCACAAUCCUUUUUCUCCUGUCUUUUCUCUUCUCUGUCUUUUCCUCCCCCUGUCUUUUCUUCUCUCUGUCUUUUCUUUUCUCUUUCAAUUUUUCACAAACCCUUUUCUCUCUCUGCCAUCCAGUAAAAUCACAAACCCUUUCUUCUCUCUGCCAUCCUUUUCACUCUCUUUUUUCUCUCUGCCAUCUGUCUUUUCUUCUCUCUUUUCCAGUAAAAUCUGUCUGUUUUCCUCUUUCUUUUCUCUGCCAUCCUGUAAAAUUUUUUUCUUCUCUGCCAUCCUAAAAUCCAAUCCUUCUUUUCUUCUCUCUGCCAUCUUUAAAAUCAUUUCAAAACCUUCUUUUCUUUCUCUGUCUUUUUUUCUCUGCCAUUUUCUUUUUCUUUCUCUGCCAUCCAGUAAAAUCUUUUCUUCUUUCUUUCUUUUUCUUUUCUUCUCUGCCAUCCAUAAAAUCACAAACUCUUUUCUUCUCUCUGCCAUUUUUUCUCUGUGUUUUUUCUCUGCCAUCCAGUUUUCUUUUCUUUCUCUGCCAUCCAGUAAAAUCACAAUCCUUUUCUUUCUCUGCCAUCCAGUAAAAUCUUUUCUCUGUUUUUUCUCUCUGCCAUCUUUUAAAAUCACAAUCCCUUUUCUUCUCUCUGCCAUCCAUCUUUUCACAAUCUCUUUUUUUCUCUGCCAUCCAGUAAAAUUCCUCCUUUUCUUUUCUCUGCCAUCCAUAAAAUCACAAACUGUUUUCUUCUCUCUGCCAUCUUUUAAAAUCACAAUUUUUUCUCUCUGCCAUCCAGUAAAAUCACAAACCUUUUCUUCUCUCUGCCAUCCAGUAAAAUUUCUCCUUUUUUCUCUGCCAUCCAGUAAAAUCUCUCUCCUUUUUUUCUCUCCAUCCAUAAAAUGUUUUUUCCUUUUUCUUUUUCUCUGCCAUUUUAAAAUCACAAUCCUUUUUUCUCUGCCAUCUCUCACCUCGUUUUCUUCUCUUUUCUUUUCCUUGUCUUUUCUCUGCCAUCCAGUAAAAUCACUGUCUUUUUCUUCUGCCAUCCUGUCUUUUUCUUCUCUCUGCCAUUUUCUUUUCUUUCUCUGCCAUCCAGUAAAAUCUUUUCUCUGUCUUUUUUCUUUCUCUGCCAUCCAUAAAAUCACAAUCCCUUUUUUUCUCUCUGCCAUCCAGUUUUGCCAUCCAGUAAAAUCAUCAACCUUUUCUUCUCUCUGCCAUCCAGUAAAAUCACUCUGUUUUUUCUUCUUUCUCUCUCCAAAAAAAACCUUUUUAUUUUCAGUAAAAUGUCUUUUCUUCUCUCUGCCAUCCAGUAAAAUCACAAUCCUUUUCUUUUGCCUCUCAGUCUUUUCACAAUCCUUUUUUUUUCUCUCAUUCAUAAAAUCACAACUUUUUUUUUCUUCUCUGCCAUCAAGUAAAAUCACAAUCCCUUUUUUUCUCUUUUUCCCAUCCAUAAAAUCACAAUCCCUUUUCUUCUCUCUGCCAUCCAGUAAAAUCACAAACCCUUUUCUUCUUCUGCCAUCCAUAAAAUCAAUCCUUUUCUUCUCUCUGCCAUCCAGUAAAAUCACAAUCCCUUUUUUCUCUCUGCCAUCCAGUAAAAUCUUUUUCUUCUUCUCUGCCAUCCAUUUUUCUUUUCUCUGCCAUCCUUUUCCUUUUCUCUCUGCCAUCCAGUUUCUUUUCUUCUCUCUGCCAUCCAGUAAAAUCACUCUUUCUUCUCUCUGCCAUCCAGUAAAAUCACAAUCCCUUUUCUUCUCUCUGCCAUCCAUAAAAUCACAAUCCCUUUUCUUCUCUCUGCCAUCCAGUAAAAUCACAAACUUUUUUUCUCUCUGCCAUCCAGUAAAAUCUCUCUGUCUUUUUUCUCUGCCAUCCAGUAAAAAUCACAAACCUUUUUUCUUCUCUCUGCCAUCCAUAAAAUUCUCUCUGCCAUCAGUAAAAUCACAAUCCCUUUUUUUCUCUCUGCCAUCCAGUAAAAAUCACAAUCCCUUUUCUUCUCUCUGCCAUCCAGUAAAAUUUCUGCCAUUUUCUUCUUUUCUUCUGCCAUCCAUAAAAAUCACAAUCCUUUUCUUCUCUCUGCCAUUUAAAAAAAAUCACAAUCCCUUUUCUUCUCUCUGCCAUCCAGUAAAAUCACAAACCCUUUUUCUCUCUCUGCCAUCCAGUAAAAUCUCAAUCCUUUUCUUUCUCUGCCAUCCAGUAAAAUCACAAUUUUUUUUUCUCUGCCAUCCAGUAAAAUCACAAACUUUUCUUUUCUUCUCUCUGCCAUCCAGUAAAAUCACAAUCCCUUUUCUUUCAUCCAGUUCUCUCUGCCAUCCAGUAAAAUCACAAUCCUUUUCUUUCUCUGCCAUCCAGUCUUUUCUUCUCUCUGCCAUCCAUAAAAUCACAAUCCUUUUUUCUCUCUGCCAUCCAGUAAAAUCACAAUCCUUUUCUUCUCUCUGCCAUCCAGUAAAAUCACUCCCUCUUUUCUUCUUCUGCCAUCCAGUAAAAUCACAAACCCUUUUCUUUCUUUUUCUUUUUCUCUCUGCCAUCCAUAAAAUCACAAAACCCUUUUCUUCUCUCUGCCAUCCAGUAAAAUCCAAACUGUUUUCUUCUCUCUGCCAUCCAGUAAAAUCACAAUCCCUUUUCUUCUCUUUAAAAAUCACAAUCCCUUUUUUCUCUCUGCCAUCCAGUAAAAUCACAAACCGUUUUCUUUCUCUGCCAUCCAUAAAAAUCAGUUUUCUUUCUCUCUGCCAUCCAGUAAAAUUCAAACUGUUUUCUUUCUCUGCCAUCCAUAAAAUCACAAACCCUUUUCUUUCUCUCUGCCAUCCAGUAAAAUCACAAUCCCUUUUCUUCUCUCUGCCAUCCAGUAAAAUCACAAUCUUUUUCUUUUCUUCUCUGCCUUUUUCGUUUUCUUUUCUCUGCCAUCCAGUAAAAUCACAAUCCCUUUUCUUCUCUGCCAUCCAUUUCUCUCUGUUUUUUUCUUCUCUGCCAUCCAUAAAAUCACAAACCUUUUCUUCUCUCUGCCAUCCAGUAAAAUCACAAUCCCUUUUCUUCUCUCUGCCAUCCAGUAAAAUCACAAUCCGUUUUUUCUUCUCUCUGCCAUCCAGUAAAAUCUGUCUUUUCUUCUCUCUGCCAUCCAGUAAAAUCACAAACCGUUUUUUCUUCUCUGCCAUCCAUCCCUUUUCUUCUCUUCCAUUCAAAAAUGCCUUUUUCUUCUCUCUGCCAUUUUCUUCUCUCUGCCAUCCAGUAAAAUCACUCCUUUUCUUCUCUCUGCCAUCCAUAAAAUUGCAAUCCUUUUCUUUCUUCUCUCUGCCAUCCAGUAAAAUCUCAAUCCUUUUCUUCUCUCUGCCAUCCAUAAAAUCACAAUCCUUUUCUUCUCUCUGCCAUCCAGUAAAAUCACAAUCCUUUUUUUCUCUGCCAUCCAGUAAAAUCACAAUCCCUUUUCUUCUCUCUGCCAUCCAGUUUUCCUCUUUUUUCCCUCUUUCUCCUUUUUUUUUUUGCCAUCCCACAAACUCUUUUCUUCUCUCUGCCAUCCAUAAAAUCACAAACCUUUUCUUUUCUCUGCCAUCCAGUAAAAUCACAAUCCUUUUUCUUUCUCUGCCAUCCAGUAAAAUCACAAUGUCUUUCUUCUCUCUGCCAUCCAGUAAAAUCACAAACCCUUUUCUUCUCUCUGCCAUCCAUAAAAUCUUUUUUUUCUCUCUGCCAUCCAGUAAAAUCACAAACCCUUUUUUCUCUCUGCCAUCCAGUAAAAUCCACCCCCUUUUCUUCUCUCUGCCAUCCAGUAAAAUCACAAUCCUUUUCUUCUCUCUGCCAUCCAGUAAAAUCUUUUUCUUCUCUCUGCCAUCCAGUAAAAUCACAACCUUUUCUGUUUUUUCUCUCUGCCAUCCAGUAAAAUCACAAACCUUUUCUUCUCUCUGCCAUCCAGUAAAAUCACAAACCUUUUUUUCUCUCUGCCAUCCAGUAAAAUCUUUUCUUUUCUUCUCUCUGCCAUCCAGUAAAAUCACAAUCUCUUUUCUUUCUCUGCCAUCCAGUAAAAUCACAAACCUUUUUUCUCUCUGCCAUCCUAAAAUCACAAUCCUUUUCUUCUCUCUGCCAUUUCAAAUCCCUUUUCUUCUCUCUGCCAUCCAUAAAAAUCCUCCUUUUUCUUCUCUCUGCCAUCCAGUAAAAUCUUCUCUCUGUUUUUUUCUCUCUGCCAUCAUAAAAUCACAAACCGUUUUCUUCUCUCUGCCAUCCAGUAAAAUCACAAACUCUUUUUUCUCUCUGCCAUCCAUAAAAUCACAAACCGUUUUCUUCUCUCUGCCAUCCAGUAAAAAUCUUUUCUUUCUCUGCCAUCCAGUCUUUUCUCAAUCCUUUUUUCUCUCUGCCAUCCAUAAAAUCACAAACUGUUUUCUUUCUGCCAUCUCUCUCCUUUUUUUUUCUCUGCCAUCCAUAAAAUCACAAUCCUUUCUUUUCUUCUCUCUUCUCCCAUCCUUUAAAAUUUCUUUCUUUUCUCUCUCUGCCUUUUCUUUUCUCAAUCAGUUUUCUUCUCCCUUUUCUUUUCUCUGCCAUCCAGUCUUUCACAAUCCUGUCUUUUUCUCUCUGCCAUCCAGUAAAAUCUCAAUCUUUUCUUCUCUCUGCCAUUGUCUUCUUUUUUUCUUCUCUCUGCCAUCCAGUAAAAUCACUCCGUUUUUCUUUUCUGCCAUUAAAAUCUCUGUCUUUUCUUCUCUCUGCCAUCUUUUCCCUCCACCUCUCUUUUCUUCUCUCUGCCAUCUUUUAAAAUUCUCUCUUUUUUCUUUUCAUCCAUCUUUUCUUUCUCCUUUUCUUCUCUCUGCCCCCUGUAAAAUCUUUUUUUCUCUCUGCCAUUUUUCUUUUCUCUUUUCUUUUCUGCUUUCUUUUCUCUGUCUUUUCCUUCCUUCUCUCUGCCAUCCAGUAAAAUCACAAUCUUUUCUUCUCUCUGCCAUUUUCUCCUCGAUCCUUUUUUUCUCUGCCAUUUUUAAAAUCUCUGUCUUUUUCUUCUCUCUGCCAUCUAAAAUCUUCUUUUUCUUCUCUCUGCCAUUUUUUUUUCUCUGUCUUUUUCUUUCUCUGUCUUUUCCUCCCCUGUCUUUUCUUUCUCUCCAUCUUUCUUUUCUUCCAAUCCCUUUUCUUCUCUCUGUCUUUUCUUCCUUGUCAAUCUUCUCUUUUCCUCUCUCUGUCUUAAAGAGGUAUCUCUCUGUCUUUUUUUUCUCUCUGUCUUUUUCUCUAAAAUCUGUCCCUUUUUUUCUCUGUCCAUUCACUUUUCUGUCUUUUUUUUUCUCUGCCUUUUCUCAAUCCCUUUUCUUCUCUCUGUCUUUUCUUCUCUCUGUCUUUUCUUUUUCUCUUCUUUUCUUUCUCUUGUCUUUUCUUUCCCCUUUUCUUUUGUCUUUUCUUCUCUCUGUUCUUUUCUUCUCUUUUCUUUUCUUCUCUCUUUGCCAUCUUUCCUCUUUCUCUUUCUUUUCCUCCUGUCUUUUCUUUUCUCUUUCUCAUUUUUCUCUGUCUUUUCUUUUCUCUCUCUGUCUUUUUCUCUCCUUUUCUUUUUCCUCCUCUUUUUCUUCUGUCUGUCUUUUCUUCUCUCUGUCUUUUCUCUCUCUGUCUUUUCUUUUCUCUUUCCCUCUUUUUCUUUUUCUCUGUCUUUUCUCCCUCUCUGUCUUUUCUUUUUCUCUUUCUUUUCUUUUCCCUUUUCUUUUCUCUCCUUGUCUUUUCCUCCCCUUGUCUUCUCUCUUCUCUUCUCUCUUCUUUUUUUCUCUCUGUCUUUCUUUCCCUUUCCUUUUCUUUCUCCCCCUUUUGUUUUCUUCUCUCUGUCUUUUCUUCUCUCUUGUCUUUUCUUUCUUUUCUCCCCCUUUCUUUUCUUCUCUCUGUCUUUCCUUUUCCCUUUCUUUUCUUCUCUCUGUCUUUUUUUCUUUUUCUCUUUCUUUUUUCUGUUUAACGUGUUUUCUUUGUCUUUUCUUCUCUCCCUUUUCUGUCUCUUUUUUUUUUCUGUCUCUGUCUUUUUUUCCUCCCUUCUUUUUCUUCUCUCUGUCUUUUCUUUUUCUCUGUCUUUUCCUCUCCUUGUCUUUUCCUCCCCCUGUCUUUUCUUCUCUCUGUCUUUUACUUUUCUCUCUCUUUUCUUUUCUCUCUUUCUUUUCUUUCUUUUCCUCUCCUUGUCUUUUCCUCCCCUUUUCUUUUCUUCUUCUUUUUCUCUCUGUCUUUUCUUUUCUCUGUCUUUUCCUCUCCUUGUCUUUUCCUCUCCUUGUCUCUCUUUUCUUCUCUCUGUCUUUUCUUUUCUCUUUCUUUUCUUUCUCUGUCUUUUUCUUUUCCUUGUCUUUUCUUCCCCUGUCUUUUCUUCUCUCUCUCUCUUUUCUUCUCUCUGUCUUUUCUUCUCUUUUUCUUUCCUUUUCUUUUCCUCUCCUUGUCUUUCCUCCCCCUCUCUGUCUUUUCUUUUCUCUGUCUUUUCUUCUCUCUGUCUUUUCUUUUCUCUGUCUUUUCCUCUCCUUGUCUUUUCCUCCCCUGUCUUUUCUUCUCUCUGUCUUUUCUUUUCUCUGUCUUUUCUUCUCUCUGUCUUUUCUUUUCUCUGUCUUUUCCUCUCCUUGUCUUUUCCUCCCCCUGUCUUUUCUUCUCUCUGUCUUUUUUCUCUUUUUCCUUUCUUUGUCUUUUUCUCUCUGUCUUUUCUUCUCCCCUUCUUUUCUUCUCUCUGUCUUUUCUCUUUCUUUUCCUCUCCUUUUCUUUUUUCUCUGUCUUUUCUUCUCUCUGUCUUUUCUUUUCUCUCUUCCUCUUUCUUUUCUCCCCUGUCUUUUUUCUCUUUUCUUUUCUUUUCUUGUCUUUUCCUUUCUCUGUCUUUUUCUUCUCUCUGUCUUUUUCUCUUUUCUUGUCUUUUCUCUCCUCUGUCUUUUUCUUCUCUCUGUCUUUUCUUUUCUCUGUCUUUUUCCUCUCUUUUGUCUUUUCUCUCCCUGUCUUUUCUUCUCUCUGUCUUUUCUUUUCUCUGUCUUUUCUUCUCUCUUGUCUUUUCUCUCCCCCUUUUCUUUUCUCUCUGUCUUUUCUUCUCUCUGUCUUUUUUCCUUUCUGUCUUUUCCUCUCCUUUUCUCUUUUUUCUCUCUCUGUCUUUUCUUUCUCUCUUCUCUUCUUUUCUCUCUGUCUUUUCUUUUCUCUCUCUUUUUUUUUCUUUUUCUUUUCCUCUCCUUGUCUUUUCUUCUCUCUGUCUUUUCUUCUCUCUGUCUUUUCUUCUCUCUGUCUCUUUUCUUUUUCUCUGUCUUUUCCCUCUCCUUGUCUUUUCCUCCCUUGUCUUUUCAUUUCUUCUCUUUCUUUUUCUUUUCUCUCUUCUUUUCUUUUUCUUUUCUUUCUCUUUUUUUCUUUCUUUUCUCUUUCUCCUCUUGUCUUUCUUCUCUCUGUCUUUUCUUCUCUCUUCUUUCUUCUUCUCUGUCUUUUCUUUUCUCUUUCUUUUUCCUCUCCUUUUCUUUUCUUUCCUUUUUCUUUUUUUCUCUCUUUCUUUUCUUUUCUCUGUCUUUUUCUUCUCUCUUGUCUUUUCCUCUCCUUGUCUUUCUUCUCUCUGUCUUUUCUUCUCUCUGUCUUUUCUUUUCUCUGUCUCUUUGUUUUCUCUUUCUUUUCCUCUCUUUGUCUUUUCUCCCCUGUCUUUUCUUCUCUCUGUCUUUUCUUUUCUCUCUUUCUUUUCUCUUUCUUUUUUUCUUCUUUUCUUUUCUCUUUCUUUUUUGUCUUUUCUUUUCUUUUCUCUGUCUUUUCUUUUCUUUUCUGUCUUUUCUUCUCUCUCUUGUCUUUUUCUUUUUUUCCUGUCUUUUCUUUUCCUCUCCUUGUCUUUUCCUCCCCUGUCUUUUUUUCUCUGUCUUUUUUUUUCUCUUUUUUCUUUCUCUGUCUUUUCUUUUCUCUGUCUUUUCUCUCUCCCUUGUCUUUUCUUUUUUGUUUCUUUCUUUUUCUUCUCUUUCUCUUUCUUUUCUCUGUCUUUUCUUCUCUCUGUCUUUUCUUUUCUUUCUUCUCUUUUUCUUUUCUGUCUUUUUCUUUCUCUCUUUUUCUUUCUCUCUUUGUCUUUUCUUCUCUCUGUCUUUUUCUUCUCUCUCUGUUUUGUCUUUUUCUUUUCUCUCUCUUUUUCUCUCUUUGUCUUUCUUUUCUCUGUCUUUUUUUCUUCUUCUGUCUUUCUUUUCUUUUUCUUUUUCUUCUCUCUGUCUUUUCUUUUUCUCUGUCUUUUUUUUCUCUUUUCUUUUCUUCUCUCUGUCUUUUCCUUCCAUUGUCUUUCUCUCUCUUGUCUUUUCUUUCUCUGUCUUUUCUUCUUCUGUCUUUUUUUUUUUCUUUUUCUUUUUUUUCUCUCUUGUCUUUUUUUUCUCUCUCUUUUUUUCUCCUUGUCUUUUCUCUCUCUCUGUCUUUUCUUCUCUCUGUCUUUUCUUCUCUCUGUCUUUUCUUUUCUCUCUCUCUUUUCCUUUUCUUGUCUUUCCUUCUCUCUGUCUUUUCUUCUCUCUCUCUUUCUUUUCUCUUUCUUUUCUUUUCUCUGUCUUUUCUUUUCUUUUCUUUUCUCUCUCUUUCUUCUCUCUGUCUUUUUCUUUCUCUCUGUCUUUUUCUCUCUCUUUGUCUUUCCUCCCUUGUCUUUUCUUCUCUCUGUCUUUUCUUUUCUCUGUCUUUUCUUUUCUCUUUUCUUUCUUUUUAGACUCUUUUCUUUUUCUCUUGUCUUUUUUUCUGUCUUUUCUUUUGUCUUUUCUCUCUUUGUCUCUUUUCUUUUUUCUCUCUGUCUUUUCUUUUUCUCUCUUUCUUUUCUCUUUUCUUUUCUCUUUCUCUCUUUCUUUUCUCUUUCCUUUUCUUUUCCUCCCCCUGUCUUUUCUUUCUCUCUGUCUUUUCUUUUCUCUUUCUUUUCUUCUCUCUGUCUUUUCUUUUCUCUGUCUUUUCCUCUCCCUGUCUUUUCUUCUCUCUGUCUUUUCUUCUCUCUGUCUUUUCUUCUCUCUGUCUUUUCUUUUCUCUGUCUUUUCCUCUCCUUGUCUUUUCCUCCCCCUGUCUUUUCUUCUCUCUGUCUUUUCUUCUCUCUGUCUUUUCUUCUCUCUGUCUUUCUCUUUUUUCUUUUCCUUUUUCCUCUCCCCUGUCUUUUUCUUCUCUCUGUCUUUUCUGUCUUUUUUUUCUUUUUCUUUUUUUCUCUGUGUUUUUCUUUCUCUCUGUUUUUUUCUUCUCUCUUUUGUUUUUUUCUUUUCCUCUUGUCUUUUCCUUUGUCUUUUCUUCUCUCUGUCUUUUCUUUCUGUCUUUCUUUUUCUUUUCUUUUCUUUUCCUCUCCUCUGUCUUUUCUUCCUCUGUCUUUUUUCUCUCUGUCUUUUCUUCUCUCUCUUUUCUUUUCUCUGUUUUUUCCUCUCCUUGUCUUUUCCUUUUUCCCCUGUCUUUUCUUUUCUCUGUCUUUUCUUUUCUCUUUCUUUUCCUUGUCUUUCCUCUCCUUGUCUUUUCCUUCCCCCUUUUCCUCUGUCUUUUCCUUUUUGUCUUUUCUCUCCCUGUCUUUUCUUCUCUCUUGUCUUUUCUUUUCUCUGUCUUUUCCUCUCUCUGUCUUUUCUUCCCCUGUCUUUUCUUUUCUCUGUCUUUCUUUCUCUCUUGUCUUUUUUCCUCCUUUCUUUUCCUUUUCUUUUUCCUCCCCCUGUCAUUUCUUUUCCUCUCUGUCUUUUCUUUUUCUCUGUCUUUCCUCUCCUUGUCUUUUUCUUUCCCUGUCUUUUCUUCUCUCUGUCUUUGCUUUUCCCUUUCUUUUCUUUUCUCUGUCUUUUCUUUUCUCUGUCUUUUCCUCUCCUUGUCUUUUCCUCCCCCUGUCUUUUCUUCUCUCUGUCUUUUCUUCUCUCUGUCUUUUCUUUUCUCUGUCUUUUCUUUUCUCUGUCUUUUCCUCUCCUUGUCUUUUCCUCUGUCUUUCUUCUUUUCUUUUUUUCUCUUUCUUUUCUUUCUCUGUCUUUGAGAUCUUUCUUUUCUUCUCUUUUCCUUCUCUCUCCUUGUCUUUUCCUCCCUUCUCUGUCUUUUUUUUUCUCUCUGUCUUUUCUUUUCUCUGUCUUUUUUCCUCUCCUUGUCUUUUCCUCCCCCUGUCUUUUCUUUUCUCUGUCUUUUCUUUUCUCUGUCUUUCCUCUCCUUGUCUUUUUCCCUGUCUUUUUCUUCUCUCUGUCUUUUCUCUCUUUCUGUCUUUUUUUUCUCCUCUGUUUUCUUUUCUCUGUCUUUUCUUUUCUCUGUCUUUUUCUUUUCUCUGUCUUUUCCUCUCCUCUGUCUUUCCUCCCCUGUCUUUUCUUUCUCUCUGUCUUUUCUUUUCUCUGUCUUUUUCCUCUCCUUGUCUUUUCCUCCAUGUCUUUUUCUUUCUCUCUGUCUUUUCUUUUCUCUGUCUUUUCUUUUCUCUCUGUCUUUUCUUUUCUCCCCUGUCUUUCUCUUCUUUCUUUCCCUGUCUUUUCUUCUCUCUGUCUUUUUCUUUUCUCUGUUUUUUUCUUUUCUCUGUCUUUUUCUUUUCUUGUCUUUUCCUCUCCUUGUCUUCAGACCCUCCUGUCUUUUCUUCUCUCUGUCUUUUUUUUUCCUGUCUUUUUUUCUUUUCUCUGUCUUUUUUUUCUGUCUUUUCUCUCUCUCUGUCUUUUCCUCCCUCUGUCUUUUUUUUUCUCUGUCUUUUUCUUUUCUGUCUCUUUCUUUUCUCUGUCUUUUCUUUUCCUUUUCUGUCUUUUUUUUCUCUGUCUUUUCUUUUCUCUGUCUUUUCUUCUCUCUGUCUUUUCUUUUUCUCUGUCUUUUUCCUCUCUCUGUCUUUCUUUUCUCUGUCUUUUUCUUCUCUCUUUUUUCCUCCCCUGUUUUUUUUUCUCUCUUUUUCUUUUCUCUGUCUUUUCUCUCCUUGUCUUUUCCUCUCCUUGUUUUCUUCUCUCUGUCUUUUUUCUCUCUGUCUUUUCUCCUCUCUGUCUUUUUCCUCUCUUUCUUUCUUUUUUCUCUGUCCCCUUUCUUUUUUCUCUCUUUCUUUUUUUUUCUUUUCCUCUCCUUGUCUUUUCCUCCCCCUGUCAUUUCUUUUCUCUGUCUUUUCUUUUCUCUGUCUUUUCCUCUCCUUGUCUUUUCCUCCCCCUGUCUUUUCUUCUCUCUGUCUUUGCUUUUCCCUUUCUUUUCUUUUCUCUGUCUUUUCUUUUCUCUGUCUUUUCCUCUCCUUGUCUUUUCCUCCCCUGUCUUUUCUUCUCUCUGUCUUUUCUUUUCUCUGUCUUUUCCUCUCCUUGUCUUUUCCUCCCCUGUCUUUUCUUCUCUCUGUCUUUUCUUUUCUCUUUCUUUUUUUCUCUCCUUUUCUUUUUCUCUGUCUUUUUUCUUCUCCUUGUCUUUUUUUCUUCUCUCUGUCUUUUCUUCUCUCUGUCUUUUUCUUCUCCUCUGUCUUUUCCUCCCCCUUGUCUUUUUUCUCUGUCUUUUCUUUUCUGUCUUUUCUGUCUUUGUCUUUUCCCCUUGUCUUUCUUUUCUCUGUCUUUUUCUUUUCUCUGUCUUUUCUUCUCUCCUUGGAUUUUUCUUGUCUUUUCUUUUUCUCUCUCUGUCUUUUCUUUUCUCUGUCUUUUCUUUUCCUUGUCUUUUCCCUCCUCCUGUCUUUUCUUUUUCUCUGUCUUUCUUUCUCUCUGUCUUUUUCUUCUCUUCUGUCUUUUUCUUUUUCUUUUCUCCUCUCUUUUCUUUUUCUCUGUCUUUUCCUCUCCUUGUCUUUUUCCCAGUUUUUCUUCUCUCUGUCUUUUCUUUUCUCUGUCUUUUCCCUCUCCUUGUCUUUUCCUCCCCUGUCUUUUCUUCUCUCUGUCUUUUCUUUCUUUUUCCUCUCCUUUUCUUUUCUCUGUCUUUUCUUCUCUCUUUCUUUUCCCUUUUCUCUGUCUUUUCUUCUUUCUGUCUUUUCCUUCUGUCUUUCCUUUUGAUUCUCUGUCUUUUCUUUUCUCUGUCUUUUCCUCUCCUUGUCUUUUCCUCCCCCUGUCUUUUCUUCUCUCUGUCUUUGCUUUUCCCUUUCUUUUCUUUUCUCUGUCUUUUCUUUUCUCUGUCUUUUCCUCUCCUUGUCUUUUCCUCCCCCUGUCUUUUCUUCUCUCUGUCUUUUCUUUUCUCUGUCUUUUCUUUUCUCUGUCUUUUCCUCUCCUGUCUUUUCUUCUCUCUUUUCUUCUCUGUCUUUUCUUUCCUUUUCUUUUCUUCUCUCUGUCUUUUCUUCUCUCUGUCUUUUCUUCUCUCUGUCUUUUCUUCUCUCUGUCUUUUCUUCUCUCUGUCUUUUUCCCUCUUUCUCUCUGUCUUUUCUUCCCUCUGUCUUUUCUUCUCUCUGUCUCCCCUGUUUUUUCUCUGUCUUUUCCUUUCUCUUGUCUUUUCCUCCCUCUGUCUUUUCUCUCUCUGUCUUUUCUUUUGUCUUUUUUCUUUUCUCUUCUUUUCUUUUCUCUCUGUCUUUUCUUUUCUCUGUCUUUUUUCCUCUCUCUCUUUUCCUCUCCCUGUCUUUUCUUCUCUCUGUCUUUUCUUUUCUCUGUCUUUUCCUCUCCUUGUCUUUUCCUCUCCUUGUCUUUUCUUCUCUCUGUCUUUUCUUCUCUCUGUCUUUUCUUCUCCUUGUCUUUUUCUCCUCCCCUUGUCUUUUCUUCUCCCUGUCUUUUCUUUUCUCCUUUUUUUUUCUUCUCUGUCUUUUUCUUUCUCUGUCUUUUUUUCUCUCUUGUCUUUUCUUCUCUCCUUUAUUUUUCUCUUCUUCUUUCUCUGUCUUUUCUUCUCUCUGUCUUUUUUCUCUUUCUUUUCUCUUUUCUUUUCUUUUCUUUCUCCUGUCUUUUCUUUUCUCUGUCUUUUCUUCUCUCUUGUCUUUUGCUUCUCCUCUUUUCUUCUCUCUGUCUUUUCUUUUCUCUUUUCCUCUCCUUGUCUUUUCCUCCCCUGUCUUUUCUUCUCUCUGUCUUUUCUUUUCUCUGUCUUUUUUCCUCUGUCUUUUCUUUUCUCUGUCUUUUUCUCUCUGUCCCCCUUUCUUUUUCUUCUUUCUUUCUUUUCUUCUCUCUGUCUUUUCUUUUCUCUGUCUUUUUCCUCUCCUUGUCUUUUCCUCCCCCUGUCUUUUCUUCUCUCUGUCUUUUUCUUCUCUCUUUCUUUCUUUCUCUCUGUCUUUUCUUCUCUUUGUCUUUUUCUCUUUCUGUCUCUGUCUUUUUUUUUCUCUCUGUCUUUUCUUUUCUCUGUCUUUUCUUUUCUUUUUCUUUUCUUUUCUUUCUCUUGUCUUUCUCUCUUUUCUUCUUUUUCUCUGUUUUUUCUCUCUUUCUUUUCUUUUUUCUCUGUCUUUUCCUCUCCCUGUCUUUUCUUUUCUUCUGUCUUUUCUCUCUCUUCUUUCUUCUCUCUGUCUUUUCUCCUCUCUGUCUUUUCUUUUCUCUGUCUUUUCUUUUCUCUGUCUUUUUCUCUCUGUCUUUUCUUUUCUCUGUCUUUCUCUCUGUCUUUUCCCUCUCCUUGUCUUUUCUUCUCUCUGUCUUUUUUUUUUCUCUGUCUUUUCUUUUUCUUUUUUUCUCUUUUUUUCUUUUCCUCCUUGUCUUUUCUUCUUCUGUCUUUUCUUCUCUGUCUUUUCUUUUUCUCUUCUCUCUUUCUUUUUGUCUUCUUUUCUCUGUCUUUUUUUUCUCUCUUUUCUUCUCUUCUUUUCUCUUUCUUUUCUUUCUUUUUCUGUCUUUUCCUCUCCUUGUCUUUUCCUCCCCUGUCUUUUCUUCUCUCUGUCUUUUCUUCUCUCUGUCUUUUCUUCUCUCUGUCUUUUCUUUUCUCUGUCCUUUCCUCUCCUUGUCUUUUCCUCCCCCUGUCAUUUCUUUUCUCUGUCUUUGCUUUUCUCUGUCUUUUCCUCUCCUUGUCUUUUCCUCUCCUUGUCUUUUCCUCCUCCUGUCUUUUCUUCUCUCUGUCUUUGCUUUUCCCUUUCUUUUCUUUUCUCUGUCUUUUUCCUCCUCCUGUCUUUUUUCUCUGUCUUUUUCCCCUCUCUUUUCUUUCUUCUCUUUUCUUUUCUUUUUUUUCUUUCUUCUCUGUCUUUUUCUCUGUCUUUUUUCUCUCUCUUUGCUCCCUCUUUUCUUUUUCUUUUCUUUUUCUUCUCUCUGUCUUUUCUUUUCUCUGUCUUUUCUUUUCUCUGUCUUUUCCUCUCCUUGUCUUUUCCUCCCCCUGUCUUUUCUUCUCUCUGUCUUUUCUUCUCUCUGUCUUUUCUUUUCUCUGUCUUUUCCUCUCCUUGUCUUUUUCUUCUCUCUGUCUUUUCUUCUCUCUGUCUUUUCUUUUCUCUGUCUUUUCUUCUCUCUGUCUUUUCUUCUCUCUGUCUUUUCUUCCUCUGUCUUUUCUUUCUCUGUCUUUUCUUUUCUCUGUCUUUUCUUCUUUUCUCCCCUUUCUUUCCUUCCCUGUCUUUUCUUUUUCUGUCUUUUCUUUUCUCUGUCUUUUCUUUUCCUUGUCUUUUCCUCUCCCCUCCCUUUCUUUCUUUUCUCUGUCUUUUCUUCUUUCUUUUCUUUUCUUCUCUCCCUUUUCUUUUCCUGUCUUUUUUUCUCUCUCUUUCCUCCCUUUUCUGUCUUUUCUUUUUUUCUCUGUUUUUUCUUUUCUCUGUCUUUUCCUCUCCUUGUCUUUUUCCUCCCCUGUCUUUUCUUUCUCUGUCUUUUCUUUUCUCUGUCUUUUCUUUUCUCUUUCUUCCCCUGUCUUUUUCUUCUCUCUGUCUUUCUUUUCUCUUCUUUUCCUUCUGUUUUCUUUUUCUCCCCCUGUCUUUUCUUUCUUCUUUUUUCUCUCUUUUCUUUUCUCUCUCUUUUCCUCUCCUUGUCUUUUUCCCCUGUCUUUUCUUCUCUGUCUUUGCUUUUCCCUUUGUCUUUCUUUUCUCUGUCUUUUCUUUUCUCAUUUUUGUCUUUUCUUUUCCCCUUGUCUUUUCUUCUCUCUGUCUUUCUUCUUCUCUUCUUCUUUUCUCUUUUCCCUUGUUUUUUUUCUCUUUUCUUUCUCCUUUUCUUUUCCCCCUGUCAUUUCUUCUCUCUGUCUUUUCUUUUCUCUGUCUUUUUCCUCUCCUUGUCUUUUUCCUCCCCUGUCUUUUCUUCUCUCUGUCUUUGCUUUUUCUUUUCAUUCCUCUUUCCUUUUUUCUUUUUGUCCCUCUCUUUUCUCUUUUCUCCCCUGUCUUUUCUUCUCUCUCUUUUUUCUUUUCUCUGUCUUUUCUCUUUUCUCUGUCUUUUCUCUGGUUUUUUCUGUUUGUCUUUUCCUCCCCUUUCAUUUCUUCUCUCUGUCUUUUCUUUUCUCUGUCUUUUCCUCUCCUUGUCUUUUCCUCCCCCUGUCUUUUCUUUUCUCUGUCUUUUCUUUUCUCUGUCUUUUCUCUCUUGUCUUUUCCUUUUCUUUUCCCUCUCUUUUCUUCUCUCUGUCUUUCCUCUCCUUGUCUUUUCCUUUUCUUUUCUUCUCUCUUUUUCUUUUUCUCUGUCUUUUCCUCUCCUUGUCUUUUCCUCCCUGUCUUUUUUCUCUCUCUCUUUUUUCUUUUCUCUGUCUUUUCUUCUCUCUGUCUUUUCCUUUCCUCUGUCUUUUCUUUCUCUGUCUUUUCUUUUCUCUGUCUUUUCCUCUCCUUGUCUUUUCCUCCCCCUGUCUUUUCUUUUCUCUGUCUUUUCUUUUCUCUGUCUUUUCCUCUCCUUGUCUUUUCCUCCCCUGUCUUUUCUUCUCUCUGUCUUUUCUUUUCUCUGUCUUUUCCUCUCCUUGUCUUUUCCUCCCCUGUCUUUUCUUCUCUCUGUCUUUUCUUUUCUCUGUCUUUUCCUCUCCUUGUCUUUUCCUCCCCCUGUCUUUUCUUCUCUCUGUCUUUUCUUUUCUCUGUCUUUUCCUCUCCUUGUCUUUUUCCUUCUCUGUCUUUUCUCUCUGUCUUUCUUCUCUCUGUCUUUUUCUCUUUCUUUUCUUUUUCUCUUUCUUUUUUUCUUCUCUCUGUCUUUUCUUUUGUCUUUUCUUUUCUUCUGUCUGUUUCUUUUCUCUGUCUUUUCUUCUCCUUGUCUUUUCUCCCCUGUCUUUUCUUCUCUCUGUCUUUUCUUUUCUCUGUCUUUUCCUCUCCUUUUCUUUUCCUCCCCUCUCUUUCUUUUCUCUGUCUUUUCUCUUUCUUUCUUUUUUUCUCUGUCUUUUCUGUCUUUUCUUCUCUGUCUUUUCUUUUUCUUUUCCUCUUUUCUUGUCUUUUCCUCCCCCUCUCUUUCUUCUCUCUCUGUCUUUUCUUUUCUCUGUCUUUUCUUUCUUGUCUUUUCCUCCUCCUUGUCUUUUUCCCUUCUCUCUCUCUUUCUUUUCUCUGUCUUUUCUCUCCUUGUCUUUUCCUCCCCCUGUCUUUUCUUCUCUCUGUCUUUUCUUUUUCUCUGUCUUUUCUUUCUCUCUGUCUUUUUUCUUUUCUCUGUCUUUUUUUCUCUCUUGUCUUUUCCUCCCCCUGUCUUUUCUUCUCUCUGUCUUUUUUUUUCUCUUUUUCUCUCUCUGUCUUUUCUUUUCUCUGUCUUUUCUCUCUGUCUCUUUCUUUUCUUUUCCUCUGUCUUUUCUUUCUCUGUCUUUUCUUCUCUCUGUCUUUUCUCCCCUCUCUUUCUUCUCUUCUUUCUUUUUUCUUUUUUUUCCUUUUUUUCCUCCCCCUUCUUUUCUUCUCUCUCUUUUUUUCUGUCUUUUCUCUCCCUUGUCUUUUUCCCCUGUCUUUUCUUCUCUCUGUCUUUUCUUUUUCUCUGUCUUUUCCUCUCCUUCUCUUUCUCCCUGUCUUUCUUUUCUCUUCCUCUUUUCUUUUCCUUUUCAUCUUGUCUUUUUUUCUUUCUCUUCUUUUUCCUCUGUCUUUUUUUCUCUGUCUUUUCUCUGUCUUUGCUUUUCUCUGUCUUUUUCUUUCUCUUUUUCUUUUCUUUUCUUCUCUCUGUCUUUUCUUUUCUCUGUCUUUUUUCUCUCUGUCUUGUCUUUUCUCUUCUCUGUCUUUUCUUUUCCCUGUCUUUUCUUCUCUCUGUCUUUUCUUUUCUCUGUCUUUUCCUCUCCUUGUCUUUUCCUCCCCUUUUCUUUUUCUUCUCUCUGUCUUUUCUUUUCUUUCUUUUUCUUUUCUCUGUCUUUUCUUUUCUCCCUUUUGUCUUUUCUUCUCUCUUUUCCUUUGUCUUUUCUUCUCUGUUCUUCUCUCUGUCUCUUUUUUUCUCUGUCUUUUCCUCUCCCCUGUCUUUUUUCCUCUGUCUUUUCUUUUCUGUCUUUUGUCUUUGUCUUUUCUCUCUGUCUUUUCUUUCUCUCUUUUCUUUUCCUGUCUUUUCCUUUCUCUCUUUUCUCCCCUGUCUUUUCUUCUCUCUGUCUUUUCUUUUCUCUGUCUUUUCUUUCUCUCUUGUCUUUUCCUCCCCCCUGUUUUUUUCCUCUCUCUGUCUUUUCUCUUCUCUCUGUCUUUUCUUUCUCUCUGUCUUUUCCUCUCUCUUUUCUCUUUUCUCUCCCUUUUCUUUUUUCUUCUCUUUUCUUUUUUUCUCUGUCUUUUCUUCUCUCUGUCUUUUCCUUUCUGUCUUUUCCUCUCCUUGUCUUUUCUUCUCCCUGUCUUUUUUUUUCUCUCUCUUGUCUUUUCUUUCUCUUCUUUUCUUUCCCUGUCUUUCUUUCUCUGUCUUUUUCUCUUUCUUUUCUUUCCUCUCUGUCUUUUCUUUUUCUUUUCUUUUCUCUGUCUUUUCCUCUCCUUGUCUUUUCCUCCCCUGUCUUUUCUUUCUCUCUCUUUUCUUUCUCUCUGUCUUUUCUUCUCUCUUUUCUCUGUCUUUUCCUCCCCUCUUUCUUCUCUCUUUUUUCUCCCCUGUCUUUUCUUUUCUCUGUCUUUCUUUUCUCCCUUUCUUUUCUUUUCUCUGUCUUUUUCUUUUCUCUGUCUUUCUCUGUCUUUUCUCCCUUUCCCUUUCUGUCUUUUCUUUUCUCUGUCUUUUCUUUUCUCUUCUUUUCUUUUCUUCUCUCUGUCUUUUCUUUUCUCUGUCUUUCUUCUCUCUUGUCUUUUCCUCUCUGUCUUUUCUUCUCUUGUCUUUUCUUUUCUUCUCUCUUUCUUUCUCUGUCUUUUCUUUCUCUGUCUUUUCCUCUCCUUGUCUUUUCCUCCCCUUUCUUUCUUCUCUCUCUUUUCUUUCUUUUUCUUUUCUCUGUCUUUUUCUUCUCUCUGUCUUUUUCUCCUCUUUUCCCUGUCUUUUCUUCUCUCUGUCUUUUCUUCUCUCUGUCUUUCUUUUCUCUGUCUUUUCUCUUCCUCUCUGUCUUUUCCUCUUUCUCUUUUCUUCUCUUGUCUUUUUCUUUCUGUUUUCUUUUCUUUCUUUCCUCUGUCUUUUCUUCUCUCUGUCUUUUUUCUCUGUCUUUCUCUGUCUUUUCCUCCCUUUCUUUUUUUUCUCUCUGUCUUUUCUUUUCUCUCUGUUUUCUUCUCUCUGUCUUUUCUUCUCUCUCUUUGUUUUUCUUUUUUCUCUUUUCUUUUCUUUCUCUCUUGUCUUUUCCUCCCCUCUUUUCUUUCUCUGUCUUUUCUUUUCUCUGUCUUUUUUUCUCUCUGUCUUUUCUUUUCUCUGUCUUUUUUUCUUUCUCUGUCUUUUCUUCUCUCUGUCUUUUCCUCUCUCUUGUCUUUUCCUUUUCUCUGUCUUUUCUUUUCUCUGUCUUUUCCUCUGUCUUUUCUUUUCUCCCCUCUUCUUUUUUUUCUCUCUGUCUUUUCUUCUCUCUGUCUUUUUUUCUUUUCUUUUUCUCUCUCUUUUCUUUUCUCUGUCUUUUUUUUUCUCUCCUCUGUCUUUUCUUCUCUCUGUCUUUUCUUUUUCUGUGUUUUCUUCUUUUCUCUCUUUUUCCUCUCCUUGUCUUUUCCCUUUCUUUUCUUCUCUCUGUCUUUUCUUUUCUCUGUCUUUUCCUUUCCUCUUUUCCUUGUCUUUUCUUCCCUCUGUCUUUUCUUUUCUCUCUUUCCUUCUUGUCUUUUUCCCUUUCUUUUCUUUUCUCUGUCUUUUCUUUUCUCUUUCUUUUUUUCUCCUCUUGUCUUUUCCUCUCCUGUCUUUUCUUCUCUCUGUCUUUUCUUUUCUCUGUCUUUUCUUUUCUCUGUCUUCUCCUUUUCCUCCCCUGUCUUUUCUUCUCUCUGUCUUUGCUUUUCUCUUUCUUUUUCUUUUCCUCUCCUUGUCUUUUUUUCCCCUGUCUUUCUUCUCUCUGUCUUUUCUUUUUUCUGUCUUUUCUUUUCUCUGUCUUUUCUUUUCUCUCUCUUUUCUUCCCUCUGUCUUUUCUUUUUCCUGUCUCUUUUUCUCUCUUGACAAUGAGGCGGGAUUGUCUCUUUCAUGGCUGAACGCAAUAUGUAAACAGAUUCUUGUCAAUACUGAUAUCAUUGUGCACAAUUCUUAUAUUUACAUCUAUCUAUCUAUCUAUCUAUUUGAUUAG